Terrapene triunguis (Three-toed box turtle) is the source of this 3168-nucleotide messenger RNA. RefSeq names its product glutamyl aminopeptidase (gene ENPEP). The transcript is spliced from 19 exons. The record is from RefSeq and is a predicted model, not a curated record. NCBI's taxonomy places the organism in Eukaryota, Metazoa, Chordata, Testudines, Emydidae. Gene Ontology annotation, biological process: peptide catabolic process; proteolysis. Gene Ontology annotation, cellular component: cytoplasm. Gene Ontology annotation, molecular function: zinc ion binding; peptide binding; metalloaminopeptidase activity. Bases 226 to 2925 code for a protein of 899 amino acids.
UGCACUCCUCUGGAUCAACCACUUUCCCUCUGGUUCAGAUGAAUGCUAUCUUUAAUUAAUUGAGUACAUAGUGGAAGGAGAGGUGGCAGAGACAAAAAGGCUGUAACUACACCAUUACAAUACAAACCGAAUCUGCUGGGCUUACUAAAAACAAGCAGUGCGGAGGUGCUUAAUAAGCCUUUUUAAGGUUAAUGUUUAGCUUUGAAAGAAGACAGGGGAGCAAAGAUGCAGGGAAUGGAUUUUGAGGAUAAGAAGUCCAAGAGGUAUUGCAUGAAGAAAAAGCAUGUGGCCAUCAUCUGUGCAGUAGUGGCUGCGGUAGGUUUAGCUGUGGGACUUGGCGUGGGAUUAAGCAGACCUGAGCCUUGCCAACCUUCCGGAGGCACAGAACAGCCAGCAACCACUACUCCUGGGACAGUGGAGACACGCCACUGCCCUCCCAAAAAUGAUGCAAAUGGAGACUGGACAGAUUUCAGGCUACCCACUUACAUUAACCCAGAACACUAUGAGCUGGAAGUGAAGCCUGUGAUGGAUGCAGAUAUCUACACAGGGACAGUCAACAUCUCCAUCAAGUUGGGGAAACCUACCAAGUACUUGUGGCUUCACCUCCGAGAGACCAAGAUCACAGAGCUGCCCAUGCUCUGGAAAUCCUCAGGGCAGCAGAUUGCACUGAUCGAAUGUUUUGAAUAUGAACAACACGAAUAUGUGGUGAUGGAGGCAAAAGAGAUGCUCUCUGCUACUACUGCAAAUGACAACUAUAUACUAACCCUGAAGUUCCAAGGCUGGCUGAAUGGCUCCCUCGUUGGAUUUUAUAGAACCACCUACACUGAGAAGGGAGUGACCAAGAGCAUAGCAGCUACUGAUCAUGAGCCAACAGAUGCACGGAAGUCGUUUCCUUGCUUUGAUGAGCCCAACAAAAAGGCAACUUACACCAUAUCAAUCAUCCAUAAAGAACCAUUCAAAGCACUCGCAAACAUGCCCGUAGAGCAAACGGUUCAAGUGGGUGAUGGCUGGAACAGGACAACUUUUCAGAAAUCUGUCCCAAUGAGCACAUAUUUGGUGUGCUUUGCUGUGCACCAGUUUGAAUGGGUAGAAAGAAAGUCUGCCAGUGGAAUUCCUCUCAGGAUAUAUGCACAGCCACAGCAAAUACACACAGCAGAAUAUGCAGCAAAUGUUACUAAAGUUGUAUUUGACUACUUUGAGCAGUAUUUCGAUAUGAACUACUCUCUUCCAAAAUUAGAUAAAAUAGCUAUUCCAGAUUUUGGUACCGGUGCUAUGGAAAACUGGGGUCUGAUCACUUACAGAGAAACAAACCUACUUUACGAUCCCAAAGAAUCUGCUUCGUCCAACAAACAGAGAGUGGCAGCUGUGAUUGCCCAUGAGCUCGUUCACCAGUGGUUUGGAAACAUUGUGACCAUGGACUGGUGGGACGACUUGUGGCUAAAUGAAGGAUUUGCCAGUUACUUUGAGUUCCUGGGAGUAAAUGCUGCAGAAACUAAUUGGCAAAUGGGAGCAUCAAUUCUCAGAAUGCUUCAAGAUUGGAUUACACCAGCAAAUUUUCAAAAAGGAUGUCAGGAGUACCUAAAGAAAUACCAAUUCCAGAAUGCAAAGACAGAUGAUUUCUGGGAAUCCCUGGCACAGGCAAGUGGUAAGCCAGUGAAGGAAGUGAUGGACACCUGGACCAGGCAGAUGGGAUACCCUGUAUUGAGUGUGGCAGCUAAUUCGAAGGUCACACAGAGACGUUUUCUGUUGGACCCCUCAGCAAAUUCUUCUGAACCGACCUCUGCACUAGGUUACACAUGGAAUAUCCCAGUGAAAUGGCGUGCUGGGACCGAAACAAAUGUUACAUUCUACAAUAAGUCAGUAUCUGCAGCCACAGGAAUUACUGUAACACCCAGCAACCCUGAUUCUUUACUGAAAAUAAAUCCAGACCACAUUGGAUUUUAUCGUGUAAAUUAUGAAACACAAACUUGGAACAACAUAAGCAGAUUAUUGGCUAUCAACCAUACGUCUUUUUCUUCUGCUGAUCGUGCCGGGCUUCUGGAUGAUGUGUUUUCUUUGGCAAGGGCUGAACUUUUGAAUUAUGCUGUUCCACUGAAUCUAACAAAAUAUCUACCAAAUGAAGAGGAUUAUUUACCUUGGCAUAGAGUUAUAUCAGCUGUAUCUUACCUCAGAGACAUGCUUGGAGAUGAUAUAGAGCUCUACCCCAGGUUUAAGACAUACUUUCGCAGUCUGGUUAAACCCAUUGCAAAUAAGCUGGGUUGGAACGAUGAUGAAACUGGAAGCCAUGUGAUGAGGCUUCUUCGUGCAGAUGUUUUAGGAUUUGCAUGCAGCAUGGACGACCAGGAUGCUUUGAACAAUGCAUCUAGCUUAUUUUAUUCCUGGUUAAAUGGAGCAAGUCCAUCUGUAAAUCUCCGGCUCUUGGUAUAUCGCUAUGGGAUGCAGAACUCCGGCAAUGAGACAUCAUGGAACUAUAUGUUUCAGAAAUACCAAAGUACUUCAUUAGCUCAAGAAAAAGAAAAGCUGCUCUAUGGUCUGGCAUCAGUGAAGAACAUCACCCUUUUGGACAGGUAUCUAAAAUAUAUUUACAACACCAGUCUUAUUAAAAGUCAGGAUGUGUUCACUGUCCUGAGAUACAUCUCCUAUAACAGCUAUGGCAAAACCAUGGCUUGGGACUGGAUACGGCUCAACUGGGAAUACUUAGUCAGCAGAUACACAAUCAAUGAUAGAAAUCUUGGUCGAAUAGUAUCAAUAACCCAAACAUUCAACACUGACCUUCAGCUUUGGCAGAUGGAAAAUUUCUUUGAAAAAUACCCUAAUGCUGGAGCAGGAAAAGCACCCAGGAAACAGGCUCUCGAAACAGUAAAGAAUAAUAUUGAAUGGCUAAAACAAAACAAGGGAGAGAUAGAAGCAUGGCUAACAACUUAAUGUUUUACUUCAAAGUUGCAAAGAAUUAAAAAUAUAUUGUCUUAAUUUUAUGCACUUACUGUUUCUUACAUGAACAUUUGGGAAUCCAUUUACAAAUGCUGUCUCUGAAUCCUACAAACAUUUAUGCACUUGAAUAACUUUACUCAUGUAAAAUAAAUAAGACUACCUGUAAGAGUAAAGUUACUCAUGUUAUAAAAAAAUUGCAGGAUUGGGCUCCUGUUUGUACUUCCCACCUACUGCUUU